UCGAAAACAAAAAAAUAAUAAAAUCCAUCAAUACCUACUACCUGCUGCACAAAACAUUUUAAAUGGAUAUUUUUCGCGAUUUCGUUGUUUUUGCUUUACUAUUGUUGUACAUCAUUGUAAAACAUAGUUAUACGAAAACACAUAUUUGGAAUUCGAGAGUUACAGGCAAAAGCACAGACCAUAAGUGGUAUGAUAUUUAUUAUGAUGCGAUAACAAGUAAAAAGAUACCGAUAGUUCAACGGUUUGGUGAUCGACAAGAUGAACCAAGUACUGCACGAUUUGGAAGUAUACCAUGUUCAUGCCAAGAUUUGACAUGUGGUUGUUGUGCACAGUUCAACGUACGAUUUUUCAAAUACAAUAAAAAAGGAUGUAUGAAUUUCACUUACGAUCCUCAAGACUUUGCAGUCACGGGAAGCAUGUUUAUGGACGAUGAAUCAUUGUACGAGUACAAGAUAUCCGCUAAAAACCCACCGCCGGCAUGUYUACGAGUUCCCGUGCCGUACUUACCGUCGAUGGACAUGUGCAUGAAAAUGUUCGAUAUCUACACGCCCGGAAGAAACUURCACGCUUGCGUCAAUUUCCUCACUCGCAUCGAACACGCCGAAGUGCUUGUGUUGGAAUUCGAUUGUUUCGUGAUCGGCCGUGACGGCGUGAACAUGCACAAGUACAACACCACCACAUCCACGACCGCCACUGACGCCGCCACUGACGCCGCUGACGACGAUACUACCACUUCUACUACCACCACAGUGCAGACAUACGACACUACGGCGCCCGACCUGCACAUCACUGUCACGGAAGUGAUCGCGCACCGAUUGCGGUAAAACGGGACGGUCGAAAACAUCGU
Diuraphis noxia (Russian wheat aphid) is the source of this 847-nucleotide messenger RNA. RefSeq lists its product as uncharacterized. The record is from RefSeq and is a predicted model, not a curated record. Lineage: Eukaryota; Metazoa; Arthropoda; Insecta; Hemiptera; Aphididae.